This is a messenger RNA of Chlorella variabilis, 1173 nucleotides long. RefSeq lists its product as hypothetical. Gene Ontology annotation, molecular function: 3'-5'-RNA exonuclease activity. Lineage: Eukaryota; Viridiplantae; Chlorophyta; Trebouxiophyceae; Chlorellales; Chlorellaceae. The coding region runs from base 1 to 1173 and encodes 390 amino acids. The transcript has 5 exons. The record is from RefSeq and is a predicted model, not a curated record.
AUGGUGGAUGGGCGGGUGAUGGCGGCGGGAGCGGCGGUCGCCUUGGGCCUCACUUUCACGUGGCUGCGCCGGCGCCGCGCCCAGCGGUCGCCACACCACCACCAACGCCACAGCGUGCGGCUCCUGCCGCGCGGCAGGCCGCUGCCCAGCAAGCCCGGCGAGCUCAGCCUGGUCAGCUACAACAUCCUGUGCGAGCGGUACGCCACCGGCCGCCGCUUCCCAUACGUCUUUGCUCAGUACCUCGACCCCGACUAUCGCUGGGCGCGGCUGCAAGCGGAGCUGGAGGCGUUUGGCGCCGACCUCAUCGCGCUGCAGGAGGUCACCGUGGACAGGUGGAUGGAGCUCAAGGCCUUCAUGGCCUCCCUGGGCUACACGGCGGUGGUGCAGGCGCGGGCGGCAGCCACCGGCAGCGACUUCAUGCUCGCCCUGUUCUACCGCCAGGGCAAGCUGCGGCUGGCGUGGAGCAAGGAGCGCAGCCGGGUGCUGCUGGCGGCGCUGGAGGUCGUGGAGCCGGGCCCGGCGGAGGGGCAGGUAGUGUGGCUAGCCAAUGUGCACCUGGAGGGCUCUCCCUACCGCCCCAACGACCGCAUCAGCCAGCUGAAGCACGCGCUGCAGCGGCUGGAGGGGCACAUCGGCAGCAAGGACGCGGCGGAGGCGGCGGACGUCAUCAUCUGUGGCGACUUCAAUUCCCUAGAUCAGGACUCGCCCUGCUGGCUGCUGCGCCGCGGCCGGCUGGAGCGCAACCACACCGACGCCUGCUGCCCGCAGGUGCCAACCACCAAGGAGACGAUCGCGCACCCCUUUGCCCUGCACGAGGCCUAUGAGUCCUCGGGAUACCGCCAGCCCUUCACCCACAAGGUGGCGCAGGACCAUGCCGUGCUGGACUUUAUCUGGUGCAGCCGCCACAUGCCUGUGGCGGCGGUCAUGCGACCGCUGCAGCAGGAGCUGCGGGAGGUGGUGGGCAAGUGCUACCUGCCAAACCGGUGGCACCCCUCUGACCACCUCCCUGUCGGCGCCGUGCUCAAGCUCUCCGGCUGCUACGGCGGCGAGCAGGCAGCGCAAGGCGCGGCGACGGCGGAGGCUCCGGCCGCAGCGGACGACGCGGCGGCAGACAUUUCGUCUGUCGGCGGCGGCAGCAGCACCGGCGGCAGUGACGGAGGGUCGGUGCGGUGA